Messenger RNA from Labeo rohita (rohu), 1466 nucleotides. Its product is annotated as macrophage mannose receptor 1-like. Bases 319 to 1326 code for a protein of 335 amino acids. NCBI's taxonomy places the organism in Eukaryota, Metazoa, Chordata, Actinopteri, Cypriniformes, Cyprinidae. The record is from RefSeq and is a predicted model, not a curated record. The transcript is spliced from 4 exons.
UUUCAUUAAAUACUGUUCCUUUAUAUGAUCAAAAUGUUGAAUUAAAAUUUAGAAACAAACAUGUUUCAGAAUGACAAAAACACUGGAAAUGGCAUGAACAAAACCUAACAAUUCUCCAGUGUGAUUUUUCUACCUGACCAUUAAAAAAACAUUUGUUUUCAAAAUGAGUAAAUGUAGUCAUAUGAAGUGCUUUGAAAUGCCUGAAAGUGUUUAAAACCCCGAUUCUAGAAGAAACCGACCGCACUUACAAUAUCAGAAGACAAACCAACAUGUCAUACUCUUGUCCUUUCUUUUAGCGAAGAAACCUGUGAAGACGAGAUGAUGCAGCACAAGAUUCAACUCGUUGUUUUGCUCGCAGGAAUCCUGUCCAAGGCUUCAUGUGUCCUGUAUCAAUUCAUCCUGAUCGAAGAGCUGAUGACCUGGGCAGAAGCUCAGUCGUACUGCAGAGAGAAAUACACGGCUCUGGCGACUGUUCAGAGCGAUGAAGACAGAGCCAAACUAAAGGAAGCAGCAAACGCUGUGAACUUUCAGUCUGUCGCCUGGAUCGGCUACUACAGAGACGUUUGGCGCUGGUCGUAUCAAAACAUGAUGAUCGGCUACACAAGGUGGGAUUCCUCUGAGCCGGACCUGUUCAACACAAACAAGAGCUGUGUGUUUGUGAGCAGAAACGGACUAUGGGCUGAUACAUACUGCAGUGAAGUCAGAUACUUCUUUUGCCGAACUGAAAAGGACAAGCUUCAGGACCGGUUUAAGUACAUCGAAACAAGCAUGAACUGGCAAGAUGCUCAAACGUACUGCAGAUCAAACUACGUAGACCUGGCCUCUGUUAUAGAUGACACAGAGAACCAGUUCCUUGCAGACAAGCUUCUUGAAAAGCACGACUGGAACGCCUGGAUCGGCCUGUUCAGGUACGUGCGGCAGUGGCUGUGGUCGGAUCACGCCAGAGCGUUGUGGUCCAAUGUGAAAUGGCUCACGGGGCAGCCCGAUAACGUGAACGGCACCGAAGAUUGCGCGAGCGCAGAUAUCGACGGACAGCUCGCUGACGACAACUGCUCGACUCCGCUGCCUUUCUACUGCCGCGAAAACACGAAAAUGCAUCGCGUGCGAGUGGCAGUGACAUCAGACGGAUAUCUGGACGAAUCUGCAGUGAUGGAGGCCAUAGAGAAGAAGAUGAAGCAGUUCCUCUCGGAUUACGACGGGAAAAUCAGAUCCAAAAUAACAUGGAGCGUCCAACCCGACGGGAAGAUCUUCCAGGAGCAGAAAACAGAGGAAAACGCACAGACGACCCCAACCGCAUGUGAUGAGUUAGGGCCAAUGAAACGCUAGACGGAUACUCGUCCAACCACUGAUGAAUCUUUAAGGUACAGGAAUGUAUAAUAAACAAGAUUUUAUGUUUAACACCAUUACUUUUAAUACAGUUACAAAUACGAAUAAGAUCACACUGGAUAAAACUACAAGACAAAUAC